Lathyrus oleraceus (garden pea) is the source of this 1109-nucleotide messenger RNA. RefSeq lists its product as uncharacterized. The record is from RefSeq and is a predicted model, not a curated record. NCBI's taxonomy places the organism in Eukaryota, Viridiplantae, Streptophyta, Magnoliopsida, Fabales, Fabaceae. Bases 1 to 876 code for a protein of 291 amino acids. The transcript is spliced from 3 exons.
AUGGAGCUGCCAGAGAUGGGGACAACCAGUUCGAAACGAACAGAGGUUGGAGCGUAUUUCGCCGCGAAACACUCCACUGCUUUGACCGGGCCCAAGGGAGUGGCAAAUCACUGUUCGACCAGUUUUCUUCGCGAGGAGCUUGAAAAUCUCAAAACAAUUUGGUCUAAUCCAAAUCAAACCUCAACCUAUAUUCCCCAAAAGGGGUCCAUCAUCUUUUAUAACUCCCUUCACACUGAAGACGAAGGCAAAGAGCUGUCGAAGAAACUAGCUGAUGCUUCUCUCGACAUUCGACCAGUUAUUUUUCGACCAUCAUUCUUAUGCACUCCUGAGUUUGAUGAAUGGUGGAAGGAUUAUUAUUCCAACAAAUUUUUUGACGUAGCUGCUUUUGCUACACAUUUGACAAAUGCUUUCGCUUUUGUGCAGGAUCGGACCAAAAAAGGUAUUCCACGACAUAUUAAGGAAAUACAGAAAUUUCAAAAAUAUUUUGAAACUGCGUAUAGACCUGAUGAUCUUAGUCGAACCAUAUGCGAAGCAGCGGCCGAAUUAAAACGUAAAUUGACAGAGAAGUUUAAAAAACUGUCAUUGCCUUCCAAUCUUUCACCAGAGGCGCGCUAUGACCUGGCUUUCAAUUGUCAUCCACCAAAGUUUCCUCCUUUGCCAACUGCUGACUUUGGGGUGGCGUUUGGUUUUCCACUUCCAGACUGGUUCCUUUGUGGGGAUUUUAUGAAAAUUCUUCGUCAAAAGUAUCAAAAACCUGCUGAGCGUGUGGUUCCGACUAAGUAUCAUCUGGGCGAAUAUCCAGGACACCUUCAUAUUGGAAUAGAACACGUUCGCGUGGAAGAUACCAUUCUUGAAGGUGUUCACAGAAAAAUAUGAUUUUUCUUUCUGUUAUUCUAACUGUCUUAUCAUGUAUCUCUUAUAUUUGUUUCUGAAUUUUCUUUCUUUCCUUAGCCGUGAAGAUCCCUGCUAAGAAAGCUGCUGUCGAAGCGUCGCCCAGUACUGCUAAGAAGCCUUCGACAAAGGUAAGUCGAAAACCCUCAACAAUCCAAAAGAAGAAGAGUGAAGAGGAGAGAAAAGAGGAUAAAGUCCCUAGUGAAGAGUCUGGUGAU